AUGUCUGCUGGACAGUACCCUCAGAUAGAGCAAGACUCUCUGGAACCACCCAGUGGUAACGAGCUUCCAACCUACGACGAUCUCGCUCAGCAGAACGGUCCUAAUUCAAGAGCGGCAGAAAGGUAUGCAGAUCUUACCCAGGCAGAACGAGAGAGACGACGAGAACGUGGGUGGGGGAAUGACACAGAGAUUCCGGUCGUGGAGCCCAUCCCCUCAAUUACCAAUUACCCUUUUGCACCAGGUGGACAAAGUCUGCCCCUGCACAUCCAAACCGCUAGUUUAACCGUACAAGAUUCCCCUCCUAUCUCUAGUGGCACACCUACCCAUAUACCCCUCCCUUUUGUCAGCCAAACCAUCGAACCUACGCAUCUCAAAAUCAACCACUUUGGUUCUCGCUUUUUACCACAUACAACAUCUCAAAUUCGAUGCGUCCUGCCUUUAAUGACAGAUAAAAUUCUACUUAUUGGCCAUGAUGAUGGUCUCUCUGUACUUGAUAUGUUUCCGCAGGAAUGGACUGAAAGUGGAGACAUGACUACAAAAGGUCCUGACGAAGCUCAAUGCCGGCCUGUGUGGCGAGGUGAAAGUGUAUAUCAAAUGACUAUCCUUGAAUCAGAGGAUCGAGGAACUGGAACCCCUCAAGGAGUUGUUUUGGCCGUAGUUGGCCCUUCCCAAGAUGCCGUAUCCGUAGGGAAGGACGUAGAAGCUUUACGGACAGCACGUAUGUACAAUUUGGGUAGCUUGAUCAGUCUCGCGAGAUGGACAAUUGCUCAGAAGGGGGCGCAACCUUUGAAUUUGCGCUAUAUGGGGAUCACACAGGCUCCUAGCACACCAUCAAAAAAGCACAAAGCUCAUGGCAGUAUAGCGCGUAAUCUUAAGGCAUUAUCAACCGGCAACCCUCCGUUGGAACCACCAUCAUCAUAUCAAACAUUUCUAUCCCCUACUGGAGCAUCAGGACCCUCCCUUGCUAGAGGUCCGAGUUCUUUAUCUGAACGCAGUUUCACGAAUAGAUCGGUGUCCGACCAAUCUACUUGGGACGUCGUUGACGACCUGCCUCUACGGUGGGCUACGGAUUUUGUUCCGCUUGCCUCACCCGGUUCUCGACUAGUUGGCGUAUCAGUAUUAGGAUAUGCAACAUGGAGCGAUGAGAAUCGUAAGGGAACUGGAGGUCAGCUUCUGGCUAUCACGACGAAGAACAAUAUCCUUCUUUACGAGACUCCCAAAGGAGAAAGGGCGUACAGAUUCGUCAAGGAAUUCUAUACGCCGUUACAACCACGGAAUAUUGCAUUCAUUCAACAGUCAGUGUCUGAAAGCAGAAGCCCGUUGGAAGAGAGAAGUCCAAGUCGCUUCCAUUCUCACAAAAGGUCGGAAAGCGGUGGUGCAAUCAAAGGUCUGGUCAAUGGUGCUUCGUCGCCCAUGCCUCUAAGCUACGGUACCCACCUCAGUCUUUUCGUCAUCUUUGACAAAAAAGCGGGAUGGAUUCGGCUUGCAGACUCUGCAGUUGGUGAAGUAGAGCUAGGAGAAGACGGUGGACCCCAGCCUGCAGGCCUCCUCUACUCACGAGAUACUUUUGCCUCCAAUAUCAGCGCAACUACCCUGCGGCAAAAAGCCAGGGUCUCUUUUGAUAUUCGCGAGUCUGCAGCAAAGUGGCUUUUGCCCAUACGAUGUACACUUCCUGUACCAGGUCAGGACGCUGCGAAUAUGCAGCCGGUUUAUAUCCUCACUCGAGGGAAACGGACGCAUAUUUUACCCUGCCCUUUGCCAACUCGCUCCUCUUCCAUACCCCCACUACAUGCUGUCUUCUGGAAAGUGCCUCCUAAACAUGUCUCUGCGCGUCUUAUUCCGGGUGGGCACGAUCCUACGAUGGAACCUCCAAUGUUGCAACUAAUUGCUUUUGGCGAAAAUGGAGUCGAAAUUCAAGAGAUGGGUAUAUCAUUUAUGAGCUCCAAAGGGAAAGGCCGCGCAUACCCUGAAGAGUCCCUAUGGGCGGAAGAGGAUCUCGGGGGUGAAACUGGCUUUCUUAGUGUCGGCGGGAACUGGGACAGAGUGGAACAGAUAUAUGGAUCACAAGCCCUUUCAAGCGCAUCUUCCAUCUUUUCGGUGGAUACUAUGGAUUCUGCAGAUAUUCAUGCACGCCUAAAGAAAGAGGAGGGUAUCUAUGGUUGGUGUCGGAAAGGCCUAGAGGAUUGGAGAGUUUUCUGGGUUGGAGGAUCUAGUCAUUAUCAGGACUGCGAGCCGACUCGAGGUGCUUCACUUAACUAUAUGAAUUCGACAGCGAGUAGCAUGUACUUAUAA
This is a messenger RNA of Psilocybe cubensis, 2292 nucleotides long. RefSeq lists its product as uncharacterized. Bases 1 to 2292 code for a protein of 763 amino acids. The transcript has 6 exons. The record is from RefSeq and is a predicted model, not a curated record. Lineage: Eukaryota; Fungi; Basidiomycota; Agaricomycetes; Agaricales; Agrocybaceae.